Molecule: messenger RNA, 1369 nt
Organism: Andrographis paniculata
Lineage: Eukaryota; Viridiplantae; Streptophyta; Magnoliopsida; Lamiales; Acanthaceae
Product: protein DECREASED SIZE EXCLUSION LIMIT 1
Exons: 3
Coding region: 275-1303 (342 amino acids)
Molecular function (GO): protein binding
Source: RefSeq, a predicted model, not a curated record
AAAUAAAUUUUCUUAACCCUAGCAGAGCCGCUGCCCUCUUCUUCCUCCUCCGUCUUCGUCCUCUUCUUCUUCUCCGUCUGGCAGCGCUGUUACCGCCGCUAUCGAAGCAAUAUAACAGAUAUCCAAAUUUUCCACAGGAAUGAGAUGGUUUGGAACAAAAUCAGAUUGAAUCGGGUACAAUUGCAAUUUUGGUGAUUCCUGCUUCUAUUGCUGGCUAAUAUCUUCCGGUGAUCUUCCAAAAUAACGCCCAAGUGUUCAUUAUAUUGUUCCAAAAAUGGGUAAUCUGCCGCCGCCGGAUCCAGUUGCUGUGCUCAGAGGCCACCGUGCUUCGGUCUCCGAUGUUUCCUUUCAUCCUGUCAAGAACAUCUUGUUCACUGGCGCUGCAGACGGCGAAUUGCGCGUAUGGGACACAGCACAACAUCGAACAAUUGCAUCUUCAUGGGUUCACAGCGCCGCUCACGGCAUCACCGCCGUGGCAGCUGCCGGCGAAGAGAACCGAGUUAUUACACAAGGAAGAGAUGGAACUAUCAAGUAUUGGGACAUCGGAGAAGGCGGCCUGUCGCGAAAUCCAAUCACUACCGUCAAAACAAACUCCUACCACUUCUGCAAAUUCUCAUUAACAAGCAAUCCGACUGCAAGAACUCCAGAAACUGUCGAUGAAACGCCGUUAUUAUUCAAUGGGCGUAGUUAUGUAGCUGCAGCAGGGGAAGAUCUCUCGUUAGUCGAUCUUUGGGAUCUUCAGAACGCCAAAAAGAUUUUAACAUUACCUCAUCCGUCGUCGAGCUUUACUACACGAGCGAGAGGAAUGUGCAUGUCGAUCCGGGCCUUUACACCUGCAAAUAUUUUGUCGGGCUACGAGGACGGGUCAAUGGUUUGGUGGGAUUUGAGGAACCCGGGAGUGCCAUUGACGUCGGUAAAAUUCCACGCCGAACCCGUUCUAAGUUUGUGCGUCGAUAGUCUUUGCCGAGGAGGCGUAUCCGGGUCUGCCGACGAUAAAACAGUGAUUUUUGCAAUGGAUCCGUCGGGGGGCGCGUGUGUGGUGAAGAAAGAAAUUGUGUUGGAGAGGGCCGGGAUUUCGGGGACGGCAAUCCGUCCCGAUGGUCGGAUUUUUGCGACGGCGGGUUGGGAUCGGCGGGUGCGGAUUUACGAGUAUAGAAGAGGGAAAGGUUUGGCAAUUUUGAAGUAUCAUAACGGGAGCUGCAAUGGUGUGUCGUUCUCAGGUAACGGUAAAGUUAUGGCUUCGUGUUCGGAGGAUUCGACUGUGGCGUUGUGGGAACUUUAUCCUCCUAUUAGUAAAGAUUAGAUUAGAUUGGGUAUGUAUGUCUUUAUUGAACUUGGAAUGUUGUAUAUAUAUGGCCAAAUUCAUCUA